AAAAGACAGAUAGAGUUAGAGGGAGAUGGAGAGGGAGAGAGAAAGAGAGAGAGAAAGUGUGUAAUUUCUCCCCUCCUGAAAACAAUACACGCCUUAUUAACCCUCUCCUGAUGAUAUAUGAAAGAACACAUGUGUCACCAGCUACUCAGUACUCCCGCGCGGGCCAUGAUUGUUUACACGUUGUUUAAAACCGAUCCGAUAAUUCGUCACGUCUAAAAACACGUACCCGAUGCGUUGUGCUCGAUUUUAACGUCCAACUCAAGUUAUUACAAUAUAAUAUUCAAAUAACAACGUAGGAAGUACUUCGUUAGGAACAAUGAUCUGCCAAAAUGGAACUUUAUCUCUAGAAAUUAAAAAUAUCCGCUCAACAAAUGUCACCCAACAGAUGCAUCACGUGUCCAGAGAGAAACGUGGUGAGGCUUACGGAAGAUUCAAAGGAUUUCGCGGUUGUACUAUUUGGUUAACGGGACUUUCAGGCGCCGGGAAGACCUCCAUCUCGUUUCAACUUGAAAAUUAUCUUAUCUCUCAGGGUAUUCCAGCGUACAGCCUCGACGGUGACAAUCUUCGCAGAGGUUUAAACAAAAAUCUCAGUUUCGGCAAGGAGGAUCGCGAAGAGAACGUACGGAGGGCAGCGGAAGUGGCAAAACUGUUCUCCGACUGCGGCAUAAUCACCAUUUGCAGCUUCGUUUCACCCUUCGAGGACGACCGAAAAUUGGCUAAAAAGAUUCACCACGAGUUCGAGUUGAAGUUCUUCGAAGUUUAUGUAAAAGCGUCCAUCGAAACCUGCGAGGCACGAGACUGUAAGGGACUGUACAAGAAAGCCAGAGAAGGUGCUAUUCAGAGUUUCACGGGCGUUGGUCAGAAAUACGAAAUACCUAGUCAACCGGAUCUCGUAAUUAAUACCGAGGUUAACGAUCUCGAAACGUCGACGAAAAUGGUGAUCGAGCUUUUGGAAAAGGAAGGAGUCAUUCCGAAAAUUCCAAAAGCCGUGGAAGAGUUGUUCGUUGAAGAGGAAAGGAUUCAGGACGCCAUAACGGAGGCAGAGAGUCUUCCCAGUAUCGAGAUCACCAAUAUCGACUUGCAAUGGGUCCAAGUACUCGCUGAAGGUUGGGCAAGCCCACUUAGAGGCUUCAUGAGAGAACAAGAGUACCUUCAGUGCCAGCAUUUUAAAGUCUUGGAACAAAAUGGAAGUGUCGUUAAUCAGUCGAUACCGAUUGUUCUUGCGAUUACGACGGAUCAAAAGGAGAGAUGCAGCGGCUCGACGGUACUCAGUCUAAAGCAUCAAGGUCGACUCAUUGCAAUUUUAAGGGCACCAGAAUUUUUUGCACAUAGAAAGGAAGAAAGGUGUUGCAGAGAAUUCGGUACGAACGAUCCUGGCCACCCUUACGUUAGGAUUAUUCAGAAAUCCGGGGAUUGGCUAGUCGGAGGGGAACUGGAGGUUUUCGAAAGAAUUAGGUGGAACGACGGUCUCGACCAGUACAGACUCACUCCCAACGAAAUUCGGGAAAAGUGCAAAGCGAUGGGCGCCGACGUUAUUUUUGCUUUUCAACUUAGGAAUCCGGUGCAUAAUGGCCACGCACUUUUAAUGCAGGACACGAGGAAAUAUCUUCUGGAGAAACGUGGCUUUAAAAAACCAGUUCUAUUACUGCAUCCUUUGGGAGGAUGGACGAAAGAGGAUGAUGUGCCGUUACCAGUAAGGAUAAAGCAGCACCAAAGUGUUCUCGAGGAAGGUAUAUUGCACCAAGAUACCAUUCUCGCCAUUUUUCCAAGUCCAAUGUUGUAUGCAGGACCCACGGAGGUGCAAUGGCAUGCGAAGGCAAGAAUGAUGGCAGGAGCAAACUUUUAUAUCGUUGGUCGCGAUCCUGCCGGUCUACCGCAUCCUGACAAGUCCAAAACGCCAGACGGUAAUCUGUACGACGCAACACACGGGGCAAGAGUAUUGUCGAUGGCACCAGGUCUAAAAAGUCUUGAAAUAAUUCCAUUCAAAGUAGCAGCUUAUGACAACAAAAAAAGAAAGAUGGCGUUUUUUGAGCCGGAACGAUCUCAGGACUUCAGUUUCAUAUCGGGAACUAAAAUGCGAGCAUUGGCAAAGUCUGGUGAAAAUCCACCAGAAGGUUUUAUGGCACCCAUGGCUUGGAAAAUUGUCGCAGACUACUACAAACAGAAGUAAAUAAACAUACGCAACGCGCUUGCGAAGGAUAAAAUUCACACACACGAAGUAUUUUUCUCUAACUUUAAUUUAAUCGUAAUUUCUACAAAGAAGACAUUUCUAUAAGAGAUAAAAAGUACAUUAAAAAUAAGUACAUACUUAAAAGUAAUUUAUUUAUAAUCUUCGUUAAAAAUGAUCCUUGACAAGGUGGGGGUGAAAAAUGCAAAUAAAUAACUGUAAUUUAUUUUGUCUCUAA
This is a messenger RNA of Hylaeus volcanicus, 2405 nucleotides long. Its product is annotated as bifunctional 3'-phosphoadenosine 5'-phosphosulfate synthase-like. NCBI's taxonomy places the organism in Eukaryota, Metazoa, Arthropoda, Insecta, Hymenoptera, Colletidae. Gene Ontology annotation, biological process: sulfate assimilation; 3'-phosphoadenosine 5'-phosphosulfate biosynthetic process. The record is from RefSeq and is a predicted model, not a curated record. Gene Ontology annotation, molecular function: adenylylsulfate kinase activity; ATP binding; sulfate adenylyltransferase (ATP) activity. The transcript is spliced from 10 exons. Bases 317 to 2170 code for a protein of 617 amino acids.